AUGGAAUUCUUUUUAUCAACCAAGAUACCUCGAGGUCUUAAAUACGUUGCUGAGCUUCAAAUGAUGCUAGAUAACUUAUCUCAAGAUACAGUUAAUGAUAUAACAGUAUAUAUAUUGAAAUCAGAUCUUGUUUCUUCUCCAGAUAAAGUUAGAACUCUUGCACAUGAACUACUAACAUACAAUGUCAUAUAUACGAAACAAAAACAGGAAUUAAUCAUAUUAAUUAUGACUUUAUUACAAAAUCAAAUUCCAUCGAAUGAAUUACAUCGAUUAAAAAUGGCAAUACUCGAAGAAUGCUGUCUUUCAGAUUCCAAUCUUGAUAAUGAAAUCUCAAAAAUCUUAUUACUUCGAAAAUUAUUUUUAGCAGGAAUGAUAAAUUACAAAGAAAUGGAGACAAUAUUAGAGUUGGUAGCACGUACAACAGGUAAUUCCCCAGAAAAAUUCUUUGUUUUCUUCCUUUCUAUCGCUCCAGAAAUGCAUCAAAGACAUCUUUCAUUAUACAAUGAUAUGGUCCAAGUUCUUACCAACAAAACACAAUUUUCGCAGCAUUUAAAGCUAAUUACCAAAAAUUUAGCCCAAUACGAAGAAGAAAAUUUCAAAAAAUUACGUGAAUUAAUGUUAUACGGCCAAGAACCGAAUUCUCUACAGUACAUAAUUUACAAUGAUGACGUAGAAUCAUUGAAAGGAUAUAUUUCAAAGAAUCCAAAACUAGAAACAUUGUUUUGGAUAUCUCCAUUAGAUUAUUCAGAAAAUCCUGACAUAAACAUGAUAUCAAUGGCUGCAUUGUAUGGAUCUUAUAAUUGUUUCAUGCUUCUUGCUGAAAAAUGCUUAGAUAUCCUUAAACUAGAAGCAGUUUUAUGGGGAGAAAAUUUGAAAAUUUUAGAAUAUGUUUUAUACAAGAAAAAUCACGAAUUUUUCCAUGAUUCUUUGCGAAACAUUGGUAGAUUUAGAUGUCUUAAAUCAAUAGUUUAUUUAUUAAAGAACAAUCAAUACACUGAACUAGAGUUGAACAAAGCUUUUGUCAGUGCCGUUUAUUAUCAAAAUUAUCAUUUGAUUUUUAAAUUAAUUGAACUUGGUGCAGACAUAAAUUACAGGAAUCCAGAGACAGGAAUGACUGCUUUCGCUAUUGCAUGCAAGGAAAGUCAUUUUUCUUUGUUAAACACUCUGAUAAUAAGGAAAACUGUUGAUGUAAAUACAAAAGAUUUAAAUGGUGAAACACCUUUAAUAAAAAGUGUAAAAAAUUGUAAUUCAAGAGUCACAAAAAUACUUUUAGAAUGCGAUAGAGUUGAUUUAAACGCUAAAGAUGAUAAUGGAUAUACAGCUUUGUUAUAUGCAUGCAGAAAUGCCAGUUUAUAUGAUGUUAAAUUACUUAUGUCGAAAGGUGAAAAAAUUAAUCCAAAUCUCAAAUCUAAAAAAGGAGAUUUUCCUUUGAAAUUCGCUGUUAUUUCUGGAAAUGAAGAGAUUAUUGAUAAAUUACUUGAACAUCCAAAUAUAGAUGUUAAUAACAGAGAUGAUGAAGGCUGCACCGCGUUAUUCCAUGCUGCGAGAUUAUCAAAAUCAAGUACAAUUCUUCAAAUCAUGGAACAAUCUGAAAAAGCUGAUCCAAAUUUAAGUGGAUCAAAUGGUUUUUCUCCAUUAAUUAUCUCUGUUUUGUCUGGUAAUGUUGAUUGUGUAAAGACACUUCUUUCUUAUGAAAGGACAGAUGUAAAUCACAAAGAUGGAAAUGGGAAUACUGCCUUAAUUGCUGCUUGUGGAAUUAAAAAUUAUGAAAUGGCGAAAUUAAUUUUAGCACAGAAAAACUUGAAUAUUAAUGCAAGAGGGAAACUCGGAAAUACUGCAUUAAUGACAGCAAGCAUGAGAGGAUGCAAGGAUAUUGUUGAAUUGAUCUGCAAUUAUCAAGGCGUUAAUGUUAAUUUGAGAAAUGAUAAUGAUAAUACUCCUCUUCACGAAGCAAUCAGAUUUAAACAUAAAGAAGUAGUGCUUUACUUGAUGAAAUUAAAGGAUAUUGCUUUAAACACACCUAAUAAAAGCGGUGAAACACCAGUUGCUGUUGCUGCUUCAUCUGGAGAUGUUGAAAUAAUGGCGAACUUACUGACUUUAAGAGGUAUUGAUGCUAAUUACACAAAUGGAGUUAAUCCAACACCAUUGGCCAUAGCCAUUAAAGCAGGAAAUAUUAACUUAGUGAGAAUGAUGGUACUUUCACCUUAUGUUGAUGUGAAUAUGCCAUCUCCUCCUGAUUCAUUUUCUCCAGCUUUUAUCGCUGCUUCCGAAGGAAAAAGUCAAAUUUUGGAGGCAAUUUUAAGAAGCCCUGGAAUUAGGAGUGACUUAAAACCUGGUAAUGGAGCAAAGUUUUUAUUCGAUGCAGCUGAAGGUAACAAAGAAGUAAUCGCUGUUCUAGAAAGAAAUGGAUUAUCAAACUCAUAA
Trichomonas vaginalis G3 is the source of this 2424-nucleotide messenger RNA. RefSeq names its product spectrin binding. The record is from RefSeq and is a predicted model, not a curated record. The transcript has a single exon. Gene Ontology annotation, molecular function: protein binding. Lineage: Eukaryota; Parabasalia; Trichomonadida; Trichomonadidae. Bases 1 to 2424 code for a protein of 807 amino acids.